This is a messenger RNA of Poeciliopsis prolifica (blackstripe livebearer), 4449 nucleotides long. RefSeq names its product ectonucleotide pyrophosphatase/phosphodiesterase 5 (gene enpp5). Lineage: Eukaryota; Metazoa; Chordata; Actinopteri; Cyprinodontiformes; Poeciliidae. The record is from RefSeq and is a predicted model, not a curated record. Bases 185 to 1660 code for a protein of 491 amino acids. The transcript is spliced from 4 exons.
AAAAAAAAAGCUUCGCACAACUAACUGCGAAAGGCUGAGGAGGAGGAGGAGGAGAAGGAGGCGGGACUUCCGGCGCGGGAGCAGAGCAGAACUACACCGGUCCGGCUGUUUAUCUCUUUGUGCAGCCGGAGAGGACCGAGGAAAGGCCGGGUUCUGAUAAGGUUGUGUCUCUACAAGCCACACUAUGCUGAGCUACUUGACGUCAGGAGGCUGCAGACUUCCUUUCUACCUCUUCGCCGUGGUUCUCCCCUUGGUUUCUCCUCUCACCCUGAACCGCCAUCAACAUCAGGAGGACGGCGACAAGGAACGACCCAAGCUGCUCCUCGUGUCCUUCGAUGGUUUCCGCUGGGAUUACAUCUACCGCGUCCCGACUCCCAAUUUCCGCAGCAUCAUGGACGAGGGCGUGAAGGUCGAGUUUGUGGAGAACAUUUACAUCACCAAGACCUACCCGAACCACUACAGCAUGGUGACGGGGUUGUACGCUGAGACGCACGGCGUCGUGGCCAACGAGAUGUACGACCCAGCUCUGAACCUGUCCUUCUCCAUGGAGACGGACAGCGUUUAUGACUCAAGGUGGUGGGAGCAGGCCGUGCCUCUCUGGGUGACGGUUCAGAAGGACGGAGGGCGGAGCGGAGCGGCCAUGUGGCCCGGGUCUGACGUAAAGAUCCACGGCAUGUUCCCCACUCGGUACCUCCCGUACAAUGCCUCGGUGUCCUUUGAAGCUAGGGUGCGGCGGAUUAUCGAGUGGUUCUCGGCGCCCGACGGGGAAGCCGUGGAUUUUGGAAUUCUGUACUGGGAGGAGCCGGACGAGAGCGGCCACAACCUGGGACCUCAGAGCCCGCUCAUGGACUCAAUCAUCGCCGGGAUCGAUGAGAAGCUCGGGUUCCUCCUGAAUGAGCUGAAGAAGGCCGGGCUGUAUGAGAAAGUGAACCUGGUUGUGACCAGUGACCAUGGGAUGGCCCAGCUUUCCCCCGAGAAGAUCAUAGAACUGGACCAGUAUGUGGACAGAGAUUUGUACACCUGGGUGGAUAAGAGUCCGGUGGUGGGAAUCCUCCCCAAAGAAGGGAAGCUCGACGAGGUGUUCGAAUUGCUGGCGGACGCCAACCCCAACAUGGUGGCGUACAGGAAGGACGACAUUCCCGAACACUUCCAUUAUCAGCACAACGUCCGGAUCAUGCCCAUCCUCCUGGAGGCCAAGGAGGGCUGGACCAUCAUGCAGAACAGGACCGGACUCUUCAUGCUGGGAAACCACGGCUACAACAACACCUUACGCGACAUGCAGCCGGUGUUUGUGGCCCGCGGUCCGGCCUUUCGCCAGAACUAUAUCAAAGCCUCCAUGCGAUCUGUUGACCUUUACCCUCUCAUGUGCCACAUCCUGGCCAUCCAGCCUCUGCCAAGCAACGGCUCGCUCCUAAACGUCCGGGACCUGCUGUCCUCGGAGCCGACCACCUCAGCGCCCGCUCUGGCCCGCUCCACUCCGCCUCCUAAGGUCAGCAGGUACUCGUACGCCCCGGUUGUGGGUUCGUUCAUCGGCGUGGUGAUGGUCCUGGGAUUCCUAGUGGUCUACGUCAUAUUGGUGACGCUAAAACAGCGGCCGGUGCUCAAACACAGAAGUUGGGAGAUGUCGCAGCCCUUAUUGCAAGAGGACUUGCACCUGUAGCUCCCCGAGGUUCGCUGUUCGGGCCCAGAAGCGUUCUCUAAAUGUUUCCCUCGCGGCAACAGAUGUGGUUGUGCAAGUGAAAUAUUUAUAGGGUUUGCUUCUGGUGCAGGUUUGAUAAAAAAAAUAAAAUAAAUAAUAAUAAUGUAACCAUGCUUUGAUGUGAAUUUAACUUAAGGUCAUGUAACAACUUCAAUGUCACUUUCUGCAUAGAGAUUUAGGACUAAGUGUGGAUUUUUAAACUGUGGUUCUGAGAAGUUGGAACUUUUGGUGGCAAAAACUAUGACUUGGGAUAAUGCAGAGGCAUCAUUAUGAUCAGACUGAUAAUCUACCAAAGGCGUUUUAUAGUUGAUAGUCAAGGUCAAUUUAUGUGUGCUUGGAUAUCUAUCCUUGUGGAAAAAAAGUUAAUUUUCUGUGACAAGAAUAAGGAUUUAAGAUAUUCAAAAAAGUACAUUUGAUCAAAUCGAAGAAAAAAUGGCAAAAGUAGAAAUACCUGCUUUUGCACUGGUGAGGUCUUUGCUCACACUUAUUAGUACACUUGUUAAAAAGGUGUGGAAAAAAAAAGUUAAGUAAUUUUGCAUUCCUGUAACAUUUUUCUUUCAGAAUACCUUAAAAAUAUGUCACAAUUUUUUUUUUUAAUUUAGUUGGACAAAAUUUCAAUGACAAAAUUUGGUUAUUUUUAGUAGUAUAUAUGAGGAGAGUAGAUAUCCAACUUGAACAACGCUGAUCUAUGAUCCAGAUUAUACGUAUAUACAUAAGUAGAUACAUUGGCAACUAUGAAAAAGCCAUUGGCUAUUAGGAUCUAAACAAAUUAAGCAUUUUUAAAAUAUUUUUUGACUUCUUUCUUAGCUCCUACUAUAGAUUAAAUUAAUUGGGGUCUGCAUGAGAGUCCACUGUUUGGAACCAGCUUUUAUGACCCCAUGUCCAACAUGGAGCAAAGAGCUAGUUAUGACAAAAGAUGCUGAAAGCAACAGGUGGGGGAAUCAGAUAACUGGGUAUGCCUUCAGACAAUCUUUGCCUUUUAAGCGUUCAUAGUUUUUACACAGAAAGAGUCCACCAAUGAAGUGUGCGGAGCAUUUUUGCCGUCUCUCGUCGACUUGUAAGCAGAAAGAGGUGGAAACGUGUCGGAGAUUAAAAAUAGCUGUUCAACAUGAUACUUUUGAGCUAUUCUUAGGCGGCAGGCAGUUUUGAUUUGACAUUUUCAAAUCUAUGCAAAUCAGAUUUGUAUGUCACGAAGUAAAGGAGGACCAAAGUCUACUUAGAAUUUUCCACCACUUGUUCUGCUUGCGGUUUGAGCAUCGGAGAAGAUGUUACUUUAUACUGGAAAUGCUGUGAUUCUGCUAAAGUAUUAAAAAAAAAAACUGCUCUAGCUUCAGGAGACUGGUCAUGGUCACUGUUCAUUUUGAAUGUUACCUGGAAAAUUCACUCUGUGUGUCAAGCUACUUCAUGUGUAGGGCAUUCACGUCACACUACCUUGCUCUUUCUUAGUCAGCUACCAUUUGCCUUUAAACUAAAGAGAGUACACCUCUCGAGCGUUCAUUUUGUCUUCUGGUCUGUUAUGCCCUCUUCACACCAGAUUAAGGUGGCCCUAGUCUUCUGGAUUUCUGUCGCAGUUGGAAGUUUACAACAAAUUUACCCUUGGAAAUUUGGAAAACCUAAUUUUAGAGUGAAAUGUCUGUACUAUGUGAUGGAGUACAUCACCUUUCUCUUCUGCGUUUUUGACUGUCCUAUCGAAAUACUACCAAGGUAUCUCUGCUUUUUACAAAGUUUUGCAUUUAAAUUGCAGCCCGAAUAAUAGUGCAGCCUUCUUACAAACUGGCCAUACACGCAAUUUGGAGGUGUGUGCGCCUAAUCUGACCGUAUUGGAUCCACUCAUGAAGGCAUUCAAAGUAGAAGGUCUUUCAUGGCCUAGUCACAGUCUGGUGUGAAGGGGGCUUUAAUUGUUGACUGUCUAGGGAGGGCAUUCUUUUUCUUUCAUAGAUGAUUGUGUAUUUCGCUACUUGUCGUAAUUAAUGUUGUAACCAUGGCCAUAUUGUCGGUGAAAUGUGAAGUGCAAUUGCAAACUGUCUGUACUAUGUCUUAGGAAUUCUAGGUUUUGUUGUCAAUUUGGUGGAGAAGACCUUCUCGGAACGACUCGCAAGACAUGAUCCCCUUUUGCACUACAGGAUUGAAACAAGUUGUUGGACGCUUCUUAGGACAUGUAGCCUCUAAUUUACACUUCUAGUUCAUCGUAGCCGUUACAAAUAACGAAAAGAAGAACCGACUCUUCCUGGAAAGCUUUUUAAUUUGCAUAGUUACAGAAAAGACUUGAAUCCAGAUCAGUUGUCUGUCUAUUUUUGCUGCACCUUGUAGAUAUAUAUAAACUAAAAGAUUGGUUUACUUUUCUCCGUUUGCUUUUUGAAUGGCUUAGCCGUGCCCAAAAACAACAGACAUCACUGUGAUAUAAAUAUAGAUAUACUUUUUACAAAAUUUCAAUUCAUAAAUUAAAAGCAUUUAUAUGGGAACUACCUACUUUCUCAUCCUUGUAACGUUUUAAUAAACAAAAGUGUUGUCUAAUAACUUUCCCAGACCCACUGAUAUGGAAGUGAAGUAUUAUAUUUCAAAAUCAUUCAAGAUCAGCAGUAUUAUAUUUCAAAAUGAUUCAUUUGUACUUGCUGAAAAGAAUAAGAGUUUAUUAUUAUCGCCUUGGAUUUGGAUACAGUGAAUAUUUAAUAUGAGUGACAGAUUCUAUCUUUGCCAUGUUUCUGCAGUUAAGAGUCUUCUGAAAAUAAAGUGGCUCAUAAAAACUUGAA